AUGAAUGACAUUUUACAUGAAGACACAUCUGGUAACCUCCUUCGAGAUGCCCUGGGAAUCGUCUACAUCUCAGAUAAAGCUUCGGCCAGAAAGUACCAAGAGACGAAAAUGUGGCAAACCAUGGAGCUGCCAGGCACCUUGAAACACGACCAGCUUGAGACACUCUGGCGUUUAUUCUCCCGCAUGAUCACCUUCAUCGAGGAUUAUGCCUCAAAAGCAACAAGCGUUUAUCCUCCAAGAGCUUACCUUGGUAUUCCAGACAUAAUCAAUGGUAACGGAAGCUACUUCAAGGGGCAGAGAUUGGAGACCAAGGUCGUCAGGUUCAUGAGCCUGACGGGUACCGAACGAUAUCGGUUCUUACGCGCUUUUGCGAGAUAUGAGCUGCUUUGUAAGAUUUUUUAUCCGCGGAAAAGGAGUCCUGAAGAAACAUAUACGAUGGAAAAGCAGCUAAUAGCAAUGUCUGAAGAUUCUGAUUUGACGAUGAUGACGUCAGUUCAUGAAUACUAUCGAGGUGCAGAGCAUCGAGGCCUGGAACAAUCAGAUGAGGAACCUGAAUACGACGAAGUCAGUAUGGACCGAUUUGGAACAGUUAUACAUAAACGGUCUCCACAUUUGAAGAGAUUGCAUGGAUUCCAACUUCAUAUUUAUCGGCAACGAGCUUGGGGUCUCUUUGACGACGAUAGGCUGUAUCCGAUGCACAACAACCACUUCCCGACUCUGAAUGAGUUUGACCAAAUGGAAAAGGCAUUUCAGGAUAAGGUGUUUCUUGCGCCAGACCUUGAGCGCAGCCGAAGACGGUCUCAGAAGUGGCAGGACUAUUGGGCUUUGAGAACUCUGGAGCCUCCUGAGCAACAGUGCAGUGAGGAAGAUAAUAAGGUUUCUACGAAAGGGUACGUUGGGCCUUGUGUGAGGUUCUUCAGUGCUUCUUCUGGGAAGCUGCCAAUUACAUAA
Fusarium redolens is the source of this 951-nucleotide messenger RNA. RefSeq lists its product as uncharacterized. Lineage: Eukaryota; Fungi; Ascomycota; Sordariomycetes; Hypocreales; Nectriaceae. The transcript has 2 exons. Bases 1 to 951 code for a protein of 316 amino acids. The record is from RefSeq and is a predicted model, not a curated record.